Messenger RNA from Cydia amplana, 623 nucleotides. RefSeq lists its product as uncharacterized. Bases 81 to 611 code for a protein of 176 amino acids. The record is from RefSeq and is a predicted model, not a curated record. NCBI's taxonomy places the organism in Eukaryota, Metazoa, Arthropoda, Insecta, Lepidoptera, Tortricidae. The transcript has 6 exons.
UCCUUAUACAAGUUAUUGGUGCUGGGCGUUCCGUGAAGAGUGGUCGCAAAAGGUGUGGCAUAGCCGUGUAUAAACCAAUAAUGGUGUCUACAGCAUUUAUGCUUUUAACGGUGUCAACACUAGCUGUCCACGGGAAAUAUGUGUCCAAAGUUGAUCCGGACACACAACACGGAUGCAAUGGAAAGACUUUCUGUGACAUAAAGCCAGCUGACUAUCCGGAGCAGGCGAUCGAUCGACUUCUCAUUAAAGAAUUGCCUAAGCUUCAUCGAAGAAAAAGAGAGUUGGCGACAGAAAUGCCAAAAAUUGAAUCCGGGAGCAUUGGUGGCAAUUGUGUAACGGUUACGGAGAUAAAGACUCCAUAUGAGCUGAGAAAUGAAGGCCAGGUUCCGCAAAUCGUCGUGCAAUCAAAGUUUUUCGAGCAACAGAUACCCUACGUGACGUGUCAAAGCACAAACCAAACUUGCUUCAAAGACUUAUUACUACAAGACACGACGACAAUGUGCAGGCAAAAGUUCAUCCACACCAAGUUAUUCAUAUACGAUACACAAAAUAAUAAAGUAGAGGCAAUUGACGGCCAAAUUCCUAUAGACUGUGUGUGUGAAACAGUUUAAUUAUUCAUACAU